CCAGCUAGCAGGCCGCCACCACCGGCCGAACCCUCGCCAUCUCAUACCUGCGCGCAUUCCCCUCGUAUUCCAUCACCAUCUCCGUCGUCGUCUCGAUCGUCAGACUGCUGCCCAACCCUUCAUUCUCUCAAAAGCAUGGGCUGCUGAGUUGAUGAAGCCCCCCAGCGAAGCGGCUACCUCGUCCCAGCCAUGAGCGCGCCGGCGCACAAGACGUCCUCAGCAAGGGGCCUCGAGCCCGGCCAUGCCGCCGAAGCCCACCGCCUCCGAAGCCCCUCCGAUGCCAUCGGUGAGCUGGAUCUGCUUGCCGGGCUCUGGCAGGUGGCUCCAUUUGCUCGCCUGCCUCCCGACGCACCGGCCGAGCUGAGGGACUAUGUCCAAGAUGUCGAGAAUCCCCGUCGCGUCUAUGCCAUCCAUCGAGCCAGUCGCCGUCAUGACUUUCAGACUCUCGUCGACAAAUACAUCUUUCAGCUGAGAAAUGGCUGCGGUUCGCCGAGUUGCUCGACUGCCACCUGCUUCACAUGUCGAAAGCGCCUCGCAGGCAAGGCGCCCAUCCGCAGGUAUAAUCCAACAAGCGCCAGGACACUAGCUGUAUAUCUUGCUAGCCAGGAUUGCCCCGAGGCCGGCCUAUGCCCGUACCUUGGCUCAGCGUCCAGAGAAGCUCCUCCUGCAGUCAACAGCCUCAUCUUUUCUACCCGGCCAUCGCCGUCUCAACAUAGUGGCCGUAGGCCAUCGGAAGUCCAGACAACGCCGCGAAGGAAACCAAGCGCGGGUGUAGUUGCUAAGCCGCCUUUGUCCCCUACAACAAGAUCUCGCUCAUCGUCGCUCGAUAAACAACGCUUGAAUAAUCAAUCCAAUGAAACCAAGAAUGAAGCUACCACACGACCCGGCCCCUUACCGGCUUCAAAUAUCAGCGUCUCGGAGAAGGUGGUGCCAAAGGACUACAGGUCGUUUGCGGUGGCUACGUUUGGCACUGUCGCUUACAAAAUGCUGGAAUGGCUUACACCACAGGCGAUUGACGCCAUGACAAAGAAGAUAUCCGACCUGGGAGGUGCUCAACAGGCAACCGAGGACACAACUGCUGCUCCUGCCGAUGCUACAUCUAAUCCAACCAAUAACCAACAGCCUUCAAACCACAAAACAGACGAGCCCCAUAUCCAUCACGCCGAGCCUUUACCAAAUGCACAGCCUAAACAGAACAAGACUUCGAAACCUUCGAGAACGUCGAGCCAAGAUGUAGUCGAGCCGCUACCCCCAGCCAAAGAUGUGUCUUCUAAGCCCAAGAAGAAUUCCAAAAAGACAUUUCGCUCCUCUCCAACCAAGUCUAACAAUAGAAGAAGCAUGGAGCCUGUUGCCAUCUCAGCUGGGACCGAAGAGGCCAAGACAAACUCACGACCUUCGAGCCUGAAUGGCUUCUAUCCCGAGAAGCUAGCCCGUGCCGGCAAGACCUCACCUGCUAUAGUUACUCGCGGUGUUCCUGAAAUGCCAUCCAAGCCUGCUUUCUUUGAGAAUGUAUCUGCUCCCACCCCCACCACUACCACUGCCACCAGCGAAAUACACGACGUUGAAUCAGGCUCCUCAGAUACGGAGACGAUUGAGGAAAGGGAAAUACCUAGCAGCACCGCUCCCGCCAUGAAAAAGGAACACGUCAACCCGCAGUCUAAACCACGGCCCGUAUCACCGAUUCUGGAGGUCGAAUUAUCAUCUGCCAAGUUUCUGCUGCCCCAAUCCUUGACCACCUUGAAUGUUGAGCUAGUCGAUUUCAUUUGCGAUGUUUUCCAAGAGGAUAGAACCAACGAAAGCCAGUUCUUUGGACCCUUGGAAUCACACGCCUCGUAUCCCCAACCGCAGAAUCCAUCAAAGAAGCUGACCAGGCGGCAAUCUGCAUCCCAUGCCACCUCUCCAAGUCAGUGGAAAGCUUUCAAUGAACAGGCCCUUUUCACCGUUUUGAGCGAUCCUCACUGCCUUGUUCAGUCAUUCUCUAAAGACGGCAAACUCUACGAUUCGCAUACACUAUUCUACUGCAUGCUCCGAAUGACGCGGGCCGCGCCAAGUCUUGUCCUUCACAGCCUUUGGAUGGCAGCAGAAGCCCUGUUUACGGCGCCCAAGUCUCUUCAAAUCUCACAACCCCGAUCUGGAAGGGCACUGCCCAGAAGCCGGAAGCCCCUGACCGAUUUUGAAGCCGGGUGUGUCAUGUCGGUCUGCUUACAUGCUCUUGUUGCUGUUGCACCCUUCGUCUCGGAUUCCAAAACUCUGUACGACAUGUCACGCAUACGGUCUACUGGUUUGGUUUUGGGUGGCAAUGGUCUUUCUACCAGACAGCCUCAGUCGAUAUGCCUCGAGUAUGAAGAUGUGUUCUCAAACGAUGUCGCCGUCAGACUAGCACGACGUGUGUUCUCCGCUGUGUCUGCUCGUCGGUCUCUAGCCAAUCUGAUGCGAAUGGACGGCAGAAAUAAGGCUGGUCAGCUGGAUAUACUUCAGCCACUACUCAAUCAGCUCGACCUUCUCAGCUCAGGACCGCUCCGGGUACUAGAAUUCACGCAAGCCGAACGCCUGCUGCACGAGACUCGCGUGCCCACCCUCCUCCUCGAUUGGGCCAGGACCGUUUUGCACCAAGAAUGGGAUGGGAAUCCGGAGAUUGUGAAUACUGGCGCCUUUUAUGGGGCGCUGUCUCUAAUUUCCACCAUGUACCAAAACAGAACUCGACUUUUACUUGGCGAUAUUCAAUUCCGCGCCGACUACUUUUCUGAACGCCUAGACUCUAUGGAAAUGCCUGUAUCUUGGUCAGAAUCGCCUUCGAAGCGAAAUAGAGGUCAUAUACUCGAUUAUCCCUACCUCUUCAGUCCGGAGUGCCUCAUUACGUUUUUCCGGACCAUCAAUUUCGCCAAGAUGAGUCGUAUGUUUGAAGAGAGCAGUUCACUCAAGACGCGGAUGAGUGCGAUUGUCGACCCGGGCAGUCUUGUUGCGAAUCCGCAUCAUAAAAUCGUGCUGCAAGACAUGCUGAAAGUGGCGUCGUCCAAGUAUCUUAUCCUGGAUAUUAGCAGAGACAACGUGCUGAGAGAUGCUUUCGAUCAGCUCUGGAGGCGACAGAAACGCGAGCUUUUACGUCCUCUGAAGGUUCAUCUUGGUGAGCUGAGCGGAGAGGAAGGAUUUGACUCGGGUGGUGUGCAACAGGAGUUCUUUCGGAUGGCAAUUGCCGAGUGCAUGGACCCCAAAUACGGCGCUUUCACAAUCGAUGACCGGACACGCAUGGCAUGGUUUGUCCCUGGCUCUGUUGUGGAAGAAUGGAAGUUUGAGCUCAUAGGCGUCCUUGUAUCACUGGCAGUGUACAACGGCCUCACCCUUCCCGUCACAUUCCCCAAGGCACUGUACCGAAAACUGCUAGGCGAGCCUGUCGAAGAGCUCUAUCAUAUUGCAGACGGAUGGCCUGCCCUAGCCAGUGGACUGAUGAGUCUCUUGGAAUGGAAUGAAGCAGAUGGCGCGGUUGAGGAUGUUUUUGCGCGCACCUACGAGUUCUCGGUACCCAACAUUGGGGGCAACGUAACCCGGGAGAUGACCAAAGAUAUGAUCCAGUGGCCACAGAAUCUCGAUUGGAAGAUGCGAAUUGUUCUACCAGAAGAAUCGAUUGACGAAGAAGAGGCACCGCUGGUGACCAAUGACAACCGCGACCAGUAUGUGACUGACUACAUUCGCUAUCUAACUGAUAUGUCGGUGAGGCCGCAAUACGAGGCAUUCGAACGAGGAUUCAAGAGUUGCCUGACCGACAAGUCACUCUCCCUGCUGAGCCCUCAGAUUCUGCAGUCUGUUGUCGAAGGUGUCCAGGAGAUUGACAUCUCUGAGCUCCGGCGGUACACCCGCUACGUAGGAUGGGAUGCGUCUCACCACACCAUUAGGGACUUUUGGUCCAUUGUUAAGAGGUACGAUGAUAGGAUGAAGCGCAAGCUUCUCGAGUUCGUGACUGCAUCGGAUCGUGUCCCUGUCGGGGGCAUGCGCAACCUACAGUUUGUGAUUCAGAGAAACGGCGAGGGCGAGGGCAGUGGAAGUCGUCUGCCGACAGCGUAUACGUGUUAUGGGACGUUACUUUUGCCGGAGUAUAGGGACAAGGACUUGCUGAGACAGCGAUUGGCGAUGGCGCUGGAAAAUGCCCAGGGAUUCGGCUUUGCUUGAGCAAUCUUUUAUUCAUCUACUCUCUGUGACUUCUUCCUUCCUUUCUAUUUUCAUUUUCACAGAGAGUGCCACUUGUUUCAAGUGUUACUUGAGCGCUUCUAAUUAUUACGUCUUUGGGAUUCUAGCGAUUGUUCUGGGCUUUUUUUUUUUUGUUUUUUAGAAUUGCGCUGGGAGCGAUUUGUGGCGUUUGGGCAAAAUCUUUGAAGCUUUG
Molecule: messenger RNA, 4375 nt
Organism: Trichoderma asperellum CBS 433.97
Lineage: Eukaryota; Fungi; Ascomycota; Sordariomycetes; Hypocreales; Hypocreaceae
Biological process (GO): protein polyubiquitination
Molecular function (GO): ubiquitin protein ligase activity
Source: RefSeq, a predicted model, not a curated record